AUGGACCUAGAGCAACAUGGGGACAACAUGGCAGGCAAGGGUGGAGCUGGACAGGUCUAUUGGUCCAACGCAAUGUCUAGUUUUGUACUCAAAUAUUUGGCUGACCUAGUUGCGAGUGGAACUAAAACCACGAGUGGCUUCAAGCAAGCUCAUCUUAACAGUUGUGCUAGAGCUUUGUAUGAGAAGCUGGGUGUCCAGCACACCGGUGGACAAGUUGGUAACCAUCUUAGGAAGUGGAAAAGGAUUUAUGCAAAGAUUGAGAAGCUGAAGAACUUGAAUGGAGCUGUUUGGGAUGAACAUAAUUGCAUAAUCAGUCUUGAUGCAGAGCAUUACAAUAAUCAUAUUAAGGCAAAUGCCAACUACUUGAACAUUCCGAUUGAGCAUUAUCAUGAGAUGGCCACCAUAUGUGGCAAAAAUUUGGCAGCCGCUGCAUAUGCUAAAGGGUCAAAUGAGCCACUUGGUGUUGAAGUGACUGAAACAUAUAGUGCACCAACUGUGGCUGAAACCGGUGCAUAUGCUAAAGGAUCAAAUGAGCCACUUGGUGUUGAAGUGGCUGAAACAGAUAAUGCACCAAUUGUGACUGAAACAGAUAAUGCACCAACUGUGACUGGAACAGAUAAUGCACCAACUGUGACUGGAACAGAUAAUGCACCAAAACCCACGUCUAGUGAGCCAAGUGAACAAAUUGGUGUUGAUGACGGAACAAACUCAGGCAACAAUGGUGCAGAGUCCUCAGGUACUAAACAGCCACCAUCAAAGAAGCAGAGGAUAUAUACUGAUGAUGACUUGGUUGUGAUAAUGAGUCGGACCCUUGGCGAACUUGCUUCGUCUAUAAAAAAGCUUUCUGAACAACCUGACCUUCCUGUUCCAAAGGGGUUGUAUGAAGAGCUAAAGAGCAUCCCAGGGUUUGAGGAGGCACAUCUUGAGCACUACUAUGCUUAUCUGUGUGAGAAUCCUCCACUUGCAAGGGCAUUUUAUGCACUGCCUCAACUUUCUAGCAAAGUUAUAUGGGUGGCUAGGUACAUCAAGAAUCACAGGAGUAGUUCAUUUCAGCCUUUAGACAGUAAGGUGUCAAGGUGUCGCAUUGUUCGUCGUGAAGCCAGCAUUGACGUUAACGAUUCAUGGAGUUGCCCAGAUUGCGUACUGAAAACAACACAGAAUUUCAGCAUUCUCGACCGUCCACAUAACAUACUGGAGGACUGCUCCUGGAGGACAAACCCGAUGACAAUGCACAGGAAUGAAGAGGAAAAAGAGUAG
Molecule: messenger RNA, 1257 nt
Organism: Miscanthus lutarioriparius
Lineage: Eukaryota; Viridiplantae; Streptophyta; Magnoliopsida; Poales; Poaceae
Source: the annotation of a GenBank genome assembly